AUGAGACAAGAUCUUUCCCGCAAACUACCUGAAAAUAGCCUAAUUUUAAUUACAGGCUUCUUCUUUUCACCUCCAGCCCGUCGCUUUACAAUAAGUGACCUGUCUGAACUCCAUCAGAAUAUUCGACAAACUUGUCGGGAUUUUGCCGAAAAAGAACUCGCGCCAAGCGCUGGCCACUACGAUAAGACUCACAAGUAUCCUAAGAAAAAGGUCCAGAAGCUUGGCCAACUGGGUCUCAUGUCGAUGCUAGUGCCAGAGCGUUAUGGCGGUAGCGGAAGUGAUUACCUGGCCUACGCCAUCGCUAUGGAAGAAAUUAGUCGUGGCUGUGCCUCAGUUGGCUGCGUUCUCUCGGUCAACAACUCACUCUACAUGGCUCCUCUGAUAAAGUACGCCAGCAGCCAGCAGGUUGAGGAGUUUAUCAAGCCCUUCCUAGACGGCGAUCAUGUAGGCUGUUUCGCUCUGAGUGAACCAAACAAUGGCAGUGAUGCUGGGGCCGCCUCCACGAUGGCCCGCAAGGAUGGUGACGGCUGGAUUCUAAAUGGUGUCAAGUGUUGGAUAACAAAUGGACUCGAGGCGGAGGCCGCCAUUGUCUUCGCAACGACAGAUCGCGCCAAGAAACACAAGGGUAUCUCGGCCUUUGUCAUGCGGACACCACGAGACGGUCUGGUGGUGGGGAAGUCGGAGGAUAAGCUGGGUAUCCGGGCCACGUCCACCUGCACUCUGACCUUUGAAGACUGUCAGUUGCCGCACUCAAGUCUUCUUGGUGAGCAGGGCAUGGGUUUCAAGAUAGCAAUGGAGACCCUAGAUGGUGGACGCAUUGGCGUAGCCGGCCAGGCCCUUGGCAUUGCACAGGUGACGUCUAAAAUCUGUACUUCUGUUUUCCGCGAGCCUUUUACCACGAACUUGCCUUGUUAA
Messenger RNA from Dibothriocephalus latus, 915 nucleotides. Lineage: Eukaryota; Metazoa; Platyhelminthes; Cestoda; Diphyllobothriidea; Diphyllobothriidae. The record is from the annotation of a GenBank genome assembly.